AUGAUGCUUUCAAUUGCUAUUGAAUUUAUUCUUUGUAAGAUUCAAAAUCUUCUCUGGCUUGUUGAUGAGUAUAAAGAUGAUGGAUUUACAGCUUUACAUUUAGCUGCACUUAAUGAUCAUGGUUGUGUUGCUGAGUUACUUCUAAGUAAAGGAAAUGCAUUAGUUGAUGCACAAAACAAUAGUUCACAAAUUGCUUUUCAUUUAGCUGUUAGUCACCAACACAUCGAAAUUGUGUCUUUGUUAUGUAAUAAAAAUGGUGAUACGUGCCUACAUGAAGCUUUAAGACAUCAUAAAAUAUCACAAUUGAAACCCUUACAAAAUACCAGAGAUAAUCAAUUACAAGAAAUUCAUGAACAAGUUGAUUGUCCAACAUGUAUGGAUCGUUUAAAACAUAUGGUCUUUUUAUAUGAUCAUGGUGUUUAUCAAAAUUGUGGUGAUCGUGUACAAAAAUGUCCAAUAUUUCGAAAACCAAUUGAAAAAUCGAUUAUUUUAUACACAUAA
Rotaria sp. Silwood1 is the source of this 501-nucleotide messenger RNA. The record is from the annotation of a GenBank genome assembly. NCBI's taxonomy places the organism in Eukaryota, Metazoa, Rotifera, Eurotatoria, Philodinida, Philodinidae.